This is a messenger RNA of Drosophila busckii, 722 nucleotides long. It is a transcript of the gene san, whose product is annotated as probable N-acetyltransferase san. The record is from RefSeq and is a predicted model, not a curated record. Gene Ontology annotation, biological process: mitotic sister chromatid cohesion. The transcript has 3 exons. Gene Ontology annotation, cellular component: NatA complex. Lineage: Eukaryota; Metazoa; Arthropoda; Insecta; Diptera; Drosophilidae. Bases 84 to 626 code for a protein of 180 amino acids. Gene Ontology annotation, molecular function: acyltransferase activity, transferring groups other than amino-acyl groups.
AAAAUACAAUUCGACAAAUUUUUCUACUCAAAAUUAGGCGCAAAGCGCGUUGUUAAAACUCAAAACUAUUCUAAAUUAAUACGAUGACCAGAUCAAGCAUUGAAUUGGGCGAUGUGACGCCGCAUAACAUAAAACAAUUGAAGAAACUGAAUACGGUUGUGUUUCCCGUCUCCUACAAUGACAAAUUCUAUGUCGAUGUGCUGGAAGCCGGAGAGCUGGCCAAGCUUGCCUACUACAAUGACAUUGUGGUGGGCGCCGUUUGCUGUCGCAUUGAUACAACGGAUAACCAGCGUCGUUUAUAUAUAAUGACACUUGGUUGUCUAUCGCCCUAUCGCCGCCUGGGCAUUGGCACUGUGAUGUUUGAGCAUAUACUCAACUAUGCUGAAAAGGAUGGGAAUUUUGAUAGCAUUUUCUUGCACGUGCAAAUUAACAAUGAUGGCGCCAUUGAGUUUUAUAAAAAGUUUGGCUUUGAGAUUGUUGAUACCAAAAAGCAGUACUAUAAACGCAUUGAGCCAGCGGAUGCGCAUGUGCUGCAAAAGGCGCUGCGACGCAAGAAGAUUGAUCAGCUGCACAAUCAUGCCUAUACCAAUGGCGCUGUAAGCGACAAGAAGGAGCGUCGGACUUGAAGGCAUGCGUGAAAACAAUUGCUCAGCUAAAACACUCUCCAUAAACACACACCCACACACACACAACAGAAGAAUAUAACAAAAAAAAAAUAUAUA